AUGGCUGGAAGGAGGAGAAGCAGUUUCUCUGCUGUGUUCAUCGCUACACUGCUGGCUGUGAUUCUGCUGCCUGCAUUCUUGUCUGCCGGACCAAUUGGGAAAAAGACAAAACGAGAUGCUGGAGAAAGUAUCCAGGAGGUGUCGGCUGCUGCAGAGUUACACAGGAAGCUGAUCCGCAACCGCAGGAACAUCAGCUGGUACAAAGAGAACUCUGACUACUGGGGCUGGUACAAGUACUUCACCGAAAAUGGCAACCAGGAGGCUGUUCAGGAGAUGGACCGCAUCUACCUGGCCUACCUCCAGAACAAGAACCGUGCUGAGGCACGUCGCUCCCACAAGGCGUACUUGCGCCACCUUGGAGACGUCUACAAGUCCUGCUCCGAUUCUGAUGACCCUAACUGCGUGUCUUCCUACACCAGUAGGCCUAAGCCAGAGGCCCCCAAACCUGCCCCUGUGAAAACCUGUGACCCCACCAAGGAUGCUUACUGCCUGUAUGCUGCUUUGGUCCAGGGCAAAAGCCCCUACCUGCCCCUGGUGCUCCCAGCUGCCCCAGCAGCAGCCCCAGCAGCAGCCCCAGCAGCAGCCCCUGCCCCAGUGAAGGCCCCCGCCCCAAUGUAUGUCCGCUCUGCUGCUCCAGCAAAGGACCCUCAGUCAGGGUAUUACUACUACGCUCCAUCCGCUGUGUCCUUCCUUACCAAGGAGCAGAAGGCCGAGCUGCUGCGUAUCUGCUCCUCUGAGGACGUGGAGUGUCUGCAGUACCACCUGAGAGCGGCCCAUGGGUAUUCCCCCUCUGCCGGACCCGUGCCUUCCUACGCUCACCUGGGCUGUGACCCCAAGAAAGACCCCAACUGCAAACCCAAACUGGUGCAGAAAACCCCCUCUGGUCUCUACCUGCAGUAUCCCAACUGUGACCCACGUGAUCCCCGCUGUGCCCACGCUGCCUCCCUUGUGGCGCCACGUGCCCCUAACCCCCCUGCCCCUGCUGGCCCUGGAUCCUGCAACCCUCUAGUUGAAGAAGGCUGCAACCCUCUUACCGCCACCAAAUAUGCCACUCCCCCUUCGUCAUACAAAAAGGAGGAAGAAGAGGCUGCUGCCAUUCGUGCUCCUGCUCCUGCUGUGCAGACCAACGAUCCCUACGCCAUGUUUAGGGAUGCUUAUGCUAGUGCUAGUGCUAGUGCUAGUGCUAAUGCUAAUGCUAAUAGAGUCACUGAUCCCUAUGCUAUGUACCGCCAGGCUAGCGCCCCGGUUUCUCGUCCAGCUUCUCCUGCAGCAAAUGACCCAUACGCCAUGCUGCGCCGAUUCAUGACACACGCUCAUGGUAACGACCCAUACGCUCCACCUAUGGAGGCUGCUCCACGCAUGGAGGCCGCUCCACGCAUGGAGGCCGCUCCAGGGUCCAACCCAAAUGAUCCUUUCGCUGCGAUCCGUGAGGCAGCAGCUGCCAUGCAUCGCCGCGGCCCUCCCACCCAGAGGCAGCAGUUCCCAUUUUCCAGUCCCACUUAUGAGGAGCCUGCCCAGGAGGAGCACAGCCCUCUAGGCCCCCCAGGUAAAACCAAAGAGGGCCAUGACUGCUUCAUUGGAUACGAUCACGAAUGCUUCCCAGUGAAGCCCACCGAGCCUCGUUCUGGAAUUCACCGACGCAUGCCCUACCCUGCCGAGCCCUACGAGCCCCACCUGAAUGCCGACGGAACCAGAAACGGGGUCAUGGAGCCCUCAAACCAAGACUGUGACCCUGAGUACGAUCGUGACUGCCGCCUGCGCCGUUUUGAGCCCCAGCCCGAGGCCGAGCCGGAGCAUCGCGUCGAGGAGGACCACAGCCAGGGGGCAGCAGAGAGUGAGCAGCAGCCGGAGCAGAUGGAGCAGGAGCAGUACGAGGCGGAGCCCUACCAGAGCGGCCAGGAGGAGCCUCACAUGUCCUACCAGCCCCUCUCACAGGGAAUGCCCAGCCUCCAAGACAUACUGAGGCGCUACGGAGACCAGUACUCCGGGCAGGAUGAUCACAGAGCCUAUGGAGAUGACUACCGCAAGAAAUAAACAUGCUCACACACACAUGCAUGCAGAUGGACAUGAAUACACAGUAACCCAUGCGUUAGCAAUUUACAGCUUAAUGCAGCACCCAGUCCUACAUGGACCAGAAAUGGGACACAAGAGAAGUUUAUGGACCCAAUGAGAUGCACAUAUAUAGCUUACAGCUGUAGGAGCAUGCUCAGAAAGACGAGGUGUGUUCCAGCAAUGUUUUCAUCUCUUUAUCUACUUUAAACCUGUUGCUUUGGCCAAGUGCUUUCAAGUUUCCGGCUCCACCUCUUUAAACCACCUCGAAUGUGUAAUGCCUUGUCAAUGCUCAAAUUUGCUUCUGUAUCUAUGCAUCUCACUUUUUUUUCCUGUUGCUUUUUGU
This is a messenger RNA of Trematomus bernacchii (emerald rockcod), 2395 nucleotides long. RefSeq names its product actinodin1 (gene and1). The record is from RefSeq and is a predicted model, not a curated record. Bases 1 to 2034 code for a protein of 677 amino acids. The transcript has 6 exons. Lineage: Eukaryota; Metazoa; Chordata; Actinopteri; Perciformes; Nototheniidae.